Messenger RNA from Labeo rohita (rohu), 5374 nucleotides. It is a transcript of the gene kif5c, whose product is annotated as kinesin family member 5C. Bases 360 to 3269 code for a protein of 969 amino acids. The record is from RefSeq and is a predicted model, not a curated record. The transcript is spliced from 26 exons. NCBI's taxonomy places the organism in Eukaryota, Metazoa, Chordata, Actinopteri, Cypriniformes, Cyprinidae. Gene Ontology annotation, biological process: microtubule-based movement. Gene Ontology annotation, molecular function: ATP binding; microtubule binding; microtubule motor activity.
UCAGAGCGUGUAGAGCCGCAGAAGGUGGAACUGUCCAGUGCUGAUGCUCUUCAAACGCUCAAGGUGCACUCGGCUUUAGCUCCUAUCGCUAACGUCAACAAAAUUACACUCACUUUAAAUGAUUAUGUGAUAUGUUACGUGCUAUUUAAAACGGAAUCCAGGAGUUUAUUUUAUCUGAGAUUGUUUUCAGUUUCAAAGCUUCUUUCGCCCAACCAAUGGGAAUGGACCGUGCGGGCUGAACGGCUGGCAAGCGUCGAGACAUUUUGAUUGUUUGAUUGAUGCAUUCCUCUGCAGACUGCGGGGUGGUCGACCAGAUCUGCUGACCGGAGAGAAAGUUUUGUUGGAUAAAAUCAUACACGAUGGUGGAUGCGGCUGAAUGUUGCGUGAAGGUGAUGUGCCGAUUCAGGCCACUUAACGAAUCGGAAAUCAACAGAGGUGACAAAUACAUACCGAAAUUCAAAGGAGAAGACACCGUGGUCAUAUCGGGCAAGCCGUAUAUCUUUGACCGAGUCUUACCUCCAAACACAACACAAGAACAAGUAUAUGAUACCUGUGCCAAACAGAUUGUUAAAGAUGUGCUGGAUGGCUAUAAUGGGACAAUCUUUGCAUAUGGCCAAACCUCAUCAGGGAAGACGCACACUAUGGAGGGGCAGCUCCAUAACUCACAGCUUAAGGGCAUCAUCCCUCGUAUCGCCCAGGACAUCUUUGACCACAUCUACUCUAUGGACGAGAACCUGGAGUUCCAUAUCAAGGUCUCUUAUUUUGAAAUUUACCUGGACAAAAUUCGAGAUUUGCUUGAUGUUUCCAAAACCAACCUGGCUGUCCAUGAGGAUAAGAACAGGGUACCAUUUGUCAAGGGCUGUACAGAGCGUUUUGUGUCCAGUCCAGAGGAUGUCAUGGAUGUGAUCGAUGAGGGUAAAUCCAAUCGUCAUGUGGCUGUUACAAACAUGAAUGAGCACAGCUCCCGCAGUCACAGCAUUUUCCUCAUUAAUAUUAAACAGGAGAACGUAGAGACAGAGAAGAAAUUGAGCGGAAAACUCUACCUGGUGGAUCUGGCAGGAAGUGAAAAGGUCAGUAAAACUGGAGCAGAAGGAUCCGUGCUGGACGAGGCUAAAAAUAUCAAUAAGUCUCUCUCUGCUCUGGGGAACGUCAUCUCAGCCCUUGCUGAAGGAACCAAAACCCAUGUGCCAUACAGAGACAGUAAAAUGACCAGGAUCCUACAGGACUCCUUGGGUGGGAACUGCAGAACAACCAUCGUCAUCUGCUGCUCUCCGUCCGUAUUUAAUGAGGCUGAGACCAAAUCCACGCUCAUGUUCGGCCAGCGAGCCAAAACCAUCAAAAACACAGUUUCUGUUAACAUGGAGCUCACAGCUGAGGAAUGGAAGAAGAAAUAUGAGAAGGAGAAAGAAAAGACCAGAAAUCUGAAAAUCAUCAUCCAGCGGCUGGAAAAUGAGCUCAAACGAUGGCGGAAAGGUGAGACUGUACCUGUUGAUGAGCAGCACAGCAGUAAGGAAUUAAAGAAUUCUGAAGCCGCUCCCGUAAUUGACACUUCGGCUCCGCCCCCUGAGCCUAUUUCUGAUUCAGAGAAAACCCAGUAUGAGGAGCUGAUCAAUGACCUGUAUCAGCAACUAGACGACAAGGAUGAUGAGAUCAACCAGCACAGUCAGCUGGCAGAGAACCUGAAGCAGCAGAUGGUGGAUCAGGAUGAGUUACUGGCAUCCACACGGCGUGAUUACGAGAAGAUCCAGGAAGAUCUGAGCCGUUUGCAGCAUGAGAACGAAGCAGCUAAAGAGGAGGUGAAGGAGGUGCUCCAGGCCUUAGAGGAGCUGGCGGUGAACUAUGACCAGAAAAGCCAUGAGGUGGAGGAGAAAAACAAGACAAACCAACAGCUCACAGAGGAGCUUAUGCAGAAGAGUGCAGCUCUGGCUGGUGUGGAAAGGGAUCUGUCUGCCCUGCAGGAAGUCAGUGGACAUCACAAGAGGAGAUCAGCAGAGAUCCUCAGUCUGUUGCUCCGGGACCUCAAUGAGAUUGGCGGCGUUAUUGCCUUGAAUGACCACAAGAUGGCAGAGAUGAAUGGAGGAAUGGAGGAGGAAUUCACCAUGGCACGGCUCUUCAUCAGCAAGAUGAAGUCAGAAGUGAAGUCUCUGGUCAACCGCAGUAAACAGCUUGAAAGCACACAGGCCGACACAAUAAGUAAAAUGCAGGUCAACGAGAAAGAGCUCGCUUCCUGCCAGCUCCUGAUCUCUCAGCAUCAAGCAAAGAUCAAAUCCCUCACAGACUACAUGCAGAACAUGGAACAGAAAAAGAGACAGCUGGAGGAAAGCCACGACUCAUUGAUGGAGGAGCUUGCUAAACUCCAUGCGCAAGAAAAAAUGCAUGAGGUAUCAGUCCUGGAUAAGGAAAAGGAACACAUGAGCAGGAUGCAGGAUGCUGAGGAGAUGAAAAAAGCCCUGGAACAGCAGAUGGAAAGCCACAGAGAGGCUCAUCAGAAGCAGCUCUCGCGUCUGCGAGAUGAGAUCGAAGAGAAACAGAGGAUCUUGGAUGAGCUGAAGGAUGUGAACCAGGCUCUUCAGCUUGAACAGAAGCAGCUCAUGUCUGACUAUGAAAAGCUGAAACAGGAGGAUCAGAAGAAAGACGAGAGGCUGCAGAAGCUUCUGUUGUUGAAUGAGAAGAGGGAGCAAGCUAAAGAAGAUCUCAAGGGUCUGGAAGAGACUGUGGCCAAAGAGCUCCAGACUCUUCACAGCCUGCGUAUGCUGUUCAUCCAGGACAUCAAUACUCGCAUCGGACGAAGUGUAGAGUUGGACACUGAUGAAUCCGGGGGAAGUCUGGCGCAAAAACAGAAAAUAAUUUUCCUGGAGAACAACCUGGAGCAGCUCACUAAAGUCCACAAGCAGCUGGUAAGUGAUAAUGCAGACUUAAGAUGUGAGCUCCCCAAACUGGAGAAGCGCCUGCGUGCAACUGCUGAACGUGUGAAGAUCCUGGAGUCUGCUCUGAGAGAGGCCAAAGAAAGCGCCAUGAGAGACCGUAAGAAGUACCAGCAGGAGGUGGACCGCAUCAAAGAGGUCAUCCGAGCCAAGAACCAGGCCAGGAUGAAACAAACCGCACAGAUUGCUAAGCCUAUUCGUGCUGGACAUCAUCACUCAGUGGCGUCUGCCUCACCGGGCCACGGUGUCAGAGGGGGCGUCUCAAGCCCACGACGACACCACCAACACCAACCGCAGCACCAACAGCAUCACCAACAGCAGCAGUACCAUCACCGGAGCAAGUGAAAAACACAUCAUGUUUCUUACCAACAGAGCGUGUCUAACUCGUUACACUUCCAACAGGAGACAAAAAAUGACCGGUCUGAUACCAGUCUGCACAUUCUUUCCAUUCCAGCUAUGUGUGGCAACAAGAAGACAUCUUUUUCCAAUGCAGUCUUUUCUAUUCAACGAUGGGAACUACUAAAAAAGAACUACUGUCAUCUUAUACUAAGACUUUCAAGUUCACUUCCUGUCCUUACCAUGACCUCCAUGCAUUCAUCCUGUUUAAGUCAACUCCCUCCAGUUAUUCAUCAGCCCUGAAUGGAGAUUUGUGGAUUCGUGUAUGAAUAAACAAACCCCAGACCUGCAAACUAAGAUGAAAGGAUAAUGUCUUUUAAAAUGAUAGAAGUGCUAUUUCAUUGCAAGCUUUUCUUCUUGGCUUCUUUUUGCCCUGACUCGUUUUGUAUUUUAAAAAGUCUUCAGUGUUCCUAUCACAUUCUGAUUACAGUAAUUCAGCUUGUCUUUCAUUUCACAUGCCAGGUUAGUUUCCAUAGGAAGUCUGGAAAGAUGAAAACCCUUGGGAGUAACAUUAAGACCUUUCUGUGGUUCUUUUAAUUGGCACUAAUUCCUUGGGUCUUAAUGGCCAUUGAGAACAUGCAGUGACAUGACUUGGGAAUGUAGCUUAGCAACAUACACAUUGCUUCAAGCUUAAUUCACCAUGAUUUAUAAUAGCUGAUAAUGUCAUUACUGGGUGUUAAUAUUUAUGUAUUUAUGUAUUUAUUUAUUUAUUUUAUUUUUAAUGCAGUGUUAUAUAUUGGAAUUGAGUUUAUUUACACCUUGUCUUUUGUAUAUUAUUUUUGAGUUCCUCACAGUAGAUCCAGAUCAUCAUGUGUAUAUGUUUUUAUAUAGAUAUGGGUGCUUUGUAAAUUUUCUUUACUGCAAUUUAUACUGCAAGGUGCUCUGGAGCAAACAACAACUGUAAAAUAUCAGUAUCAGUAAUACCACGUUUGUGGUGAAAUCAGGAAUCAUUACUCAUCAUAUGUUCCUGUUACUUAACCUGACCUGUUUUGAAGGCCAUGAAAUGCAAUCGUUUAAAGAAAGCCAAAGUUAGAGACAUUACAGCUUCACAUAUGAAAAGAUCAGAUAAGUUCAAGAAAGCAAAUGUGGAGAGAUUUUACAGCUGAUUGUUUAUUUGCCAUUUAUGUGCUGAAUUUUACCUCAUAAUUUGAUUUAGCUUAUUUUUGUAUAAUUAUUUAUUAUUCUUGAUAUCAUUAUGAUAUAAGCGACGAAGGAUUCUUUUAAAAAACUCCAAGGAAGAGAUAUAGACUAAUAGUAUUUCAUCAGGUAAACUAUGCUAUCAUGCCAUAGCUAUUUACAAUCUUGUGCUAAUACAAAAAUCUUGCCUACUAACUGUCUGGUGUUAAUUGUCUCUGGUAAGUGUGUGCAUCUACAUGCUCAGAAUUGCUUUUUUUAUCAGCUGUAACAGUGACAUCAGUACAUAAAAAUGUCAAUAUGGUAAAAAAAAAAAAAAAAAAUCAUAAUCAGUUUGCUGUAAAGACUGACCAACUCCAUGAUAAGUGAUGUGAGCACUUUCUUGUUGGAUGUUGUGAACUGAUGAAGAAAAUACUAAUACAUUCACAAAAAUUCAUCUUUGUUUCAACUGAGAACUUGUCCUAUGUAAAGAACUUCCUUCAUCAUUAAUAUAAUUAGUUUUUCCUAUUUAAAAGAUCAUCUAAUGUAAAGUAUACAAACCCCAUUACCUAACAAGGUCUAGUGUUUUUGUAUCUAUGUCCUUGUACUGUUUUUCCAUGUACAGCUCCAUGUAUUGUGGUGAGUUACUGUACUGCACAGAGACCUCUUUAAAUCGAAUUUGUCUUCAGGUUCUUGUUCAGUAGUGUUUCUGAAACGUGUAAUGACUUUACCUCAGCAGUGUAUGGAGCAUUUGACAAUAUUAAAGAACAUGGAAUGAACUUCAAAUGGUUCAGUUGUUUUGUAGGUGAACAAAGUGCCACAAGGAGGAUAUGGAAAGGUUUCCUAUGUUUGUUUCAGAUCUUGCGUAAAGCACACGUGUUAUGGAUAACAGGGUUUUAGCAACAGAGUGUCACUGAUUUAUCAGAUGUUGAUGUGGAAUA